Molecule: messenger RNA, 724 nt
Organism: Megachile rotundata (alfalfa leafcutting bee)
Lineage: Eukaryota; Metazoa; Arthropoda; Insecta; Hymenoptera; Megachilidae
Gene: Tfb5
Product: transcription factor B5
Biological process (GO): nucleotide-excision repair, preincision complex assembly; nucleotide-excision repair; transcription by RNA polymerase II
Cellular component (GO): transcription factor TFIIH holo complex; transcription factor TFIIH core complex
Source: RefSeq, a predicted model, not a curated record
UAUUUAAAGUAUACAGCGAUCAAGAAUUAGAAAUCAUGAGACUUUCUAUUUGCUAAGUGUAUAAUUUUGACGAUGCGAUGGUAAUAGGAAAGUGUAUGUGUGGUCAUAGAUUAUAUAGUAUUUAGAACUCUAUACAGGAAAUGCGCAGAACAAACGAAAAUUCAUUGUCUAGUUACUACAAUAGGUAUAAAUUCUUUUUUAUGAUUGGUAGAUACAAAUAAUAAUUGAAAUAUAAAAUUAUACUACUAGCGUCUCUAUCGUCAGAAGUAACGUAUUAUAUUUGAUUCGGACAGAACUAUAUUCUACCGACUUUCCCGUCUAGAAAGUUCUAAGAGAAAUACAGCAAUACUGACACUUUCAAGUUGUUUUAAACGUGAAUGUGUGUACUAAAAGUUAGUUGAUUCUUAUUUCACUAAAACUGUAAAUAAUAAAGUCAUGGUAAAUGUUACAAAAGGAAUUUUAGUCGAAUGUGAUGCAGCUAUGAAGCAGUUUCUUUUGCACUUGGAUGAGACUUUUGCAUUAGGACGAAAAUUUAUUAUCCAAGACUUGGAUGAAAGACACCUAUUUAUAUCUGUUGAUAUUUUAGAUACAUUACAAGCAAAAGUAGAUGAUCUUAUGGAUCAAAUAUCAUUCCCUUUAGCAGAGAAAGGAAUAUAAAUAAUUAUUAUAAAAUUCGUUUAUCUAUAAAUUGUUAUGAAGAAAUUUUAAAAAAUAUAAAUUAUUA